AUGAUUUACUGGCUUAUUCUACCUUUUGCUGUCAAUUUGGUGACUUCCGAAGAUCCAAUUUUACAGACAAAUAUCGGCAAAUUUGUCGGAUUUACUUUGGAAUUUGAAGCCGGGAAAGUUGACGUCUUUUAUGGGGUACCCUUUGCAAAAGCACCGAUUGGAGAUCUCAGAUUUGAAGUAGGCAUCUUAUUCGAGUAAAUCCCUAUUUUUUAGAAACCCAUUGAUGCUGAUUUUUUGGAAAAAAGAUACGCCAAAUCUCUGCCUCCAGCUUGCUACCAGCAGGAUUACGGUAGAGUGAUCAACAAGAGCGAAGAUUGCCUUUAUUUGAACAUCUUCAGACCUCACAAAAAGGUAACAAAAGUUAAUCUCUCAUCUUGAUUGUGAGAUUCCAGGACCCCAAAGGGUACCCUUCUUUAUUCUUCAUCCAUGGCGGCGCUUUCCAAGCCGGCUCUGCCCUAGAACAUACCACAGAAUACGCGGCCGAGCAUUAUGCAACUCAAGGAAUUACUUUAAUCUUCCCACAAUACCGCCUCAGUAUUUCUGGUGAGUCUUGAAAACAUUUCCUAGACAAUGUUCAGGCUUUGGCUCCACAAAUUCUGCGGAUCUUCCGGGAAAUCUCGGACUUUGGGAUCUCCAAAAGGCCCUACAAUUCCUCCAUCAGAACUCUGACUCCUUAUAUCUGGAUCCAACAAGGGUUACCGUAGGUGGAUACAGUGCUGGCUCAGCCGCCACAAGUGCCUUGACCAUCUCUCCGCACACUCGAGAUCUGUUUCUUCAAAGCAUUCAAUUCAGUGGCUCCAUUUUUUCGGAAUGGGCAUUUAGUAAUCGAGGGGUUAUUCAUACAGAAAGAGUGAUCAAACUGUUGGGGUGUGAUGGAGGGGAGGUUAAAAAAUGUUUAAAGUCAAAAACUGCAGAGGAAUUGGAAGAUGCGACUGCUCAAGCUGUAAGUAAAGUAAUUUAAGUUAGUUUUAUUUUCCCAGCAGCAUUAUAUUUUCCUUGUUUUAGCAUGAUGCUGAAGGGGAAAUUAACAGUUUUGAUUACACCCCCAAAAUCGACGGUGACUUUUUCCCUGCCGAUGUGGCUGAGCUCUUGGAUUCCGCAAAACCCAAGAAUUCUCUGAUGUCAUUAACUGAGCACGAAGGUCUUCUUUUCAGUAAGUUCACCAUAAUAUUUAUUAUAGCGUCUUUUUUUAAAGAAGCAAAAUUUAUUUUUAGCAAUCUACUUUACAAAUGAAGUCGAGAUCUUCCAUCAUUCGCUGACAAAAGAACAAAAAGAAAAAUUUUCAAAAAAAGAUUUUGAAGGCUUUAUUAGUAAUGUAAUUGCGCCACGGAAAGUUUUUGGGGAGAAACAUGAAGAAGUUGCCAAGAAAAUCAUCGACUUUUAUAUGGACCUGGACAAAAAAGACGGGAAGAAACAUUAUUACUUGGACUUAUAUGGAAAGGUAACUUUUCUUUCGAAUAAUAUAAUUUACUUUAGGUCCUCGGAGAUGUAAUGUUUGUGAUUCCCCAGCUAUCAGAAUUAAAAAAACGGAUGGCCAAAGAUUGGGACGUUUAUCACAUUUUGACAGUCCACAACGAUUACCUGGAGGUCAAUACUCUCCAAGUGGAACUGUUGAAUGCCACUCAUUCCUUCGAAUAUUAUUAUUUAUUCGGCGCUGGAUUUUUAGGCCCACAUGAAUUUACGGAGGACGAUCUAAAGUACAAAAAACUAUUAAUUGACUCAGUAAUUAACUUUGUGAAGACUGGGUAAGUUCAAUAUUCUAUUCGUAUUUUCUAAAACAACGUUUAGAUCGCCCAAAAGUGAAGAAAAUCCAAAUUUUGUAAAGGUCGACAAAGAACAUCCACUGGUUUACACAGAACUUUCAUCUGAAGCAAUAGUGAAAAACAACUUAUUUGGAAGGGAAUUCGAGUUCUGGAGUGAACUCAGCAAUGAUUACGAGUUUGAUAUUAUCCGGGGAAAGCACAAAAGGAGUCACAAGAUCAGGAGCGAACUGUAGUUCAUGAUAAAACUUUUUUAUACGUCUAAUGUAAAUAAAAUAAUAAAAGUUGUGUAGGAUUGCGUAAUCAAGAUUCGAAUCCCGUUUCAUUGAGAGCUCAAACUUGCGAGGGAUUUGUAAUCACUAUGACGUGAGAUCUCGCGCGGAUGUUCUUGAAGUUCGAUGCCAUUUUAUUACUCUUCCUCCGUCUGGGUAAGUCAAGCCUCUAAAGCUGAACUUGUCUCAACAUUAAUGCCUCUAUUGCUUCUAAAACUGUAAUUUUAGUGCUGCAAUGAGACUCGUACUCCUCCUGGCAGUGCUUCUUUCGAUUAUCUCGCUGGCGAUUGCUGAGACCAAAUACAAUCCCUGGGAUCAGUUCCAUUUUGAGAGAUUAUUUGAGGAGUAUACUUACAAAAGAUUCUUCUACGAUGUAAACAGAAUUGCCUAUCAAAUUCAGCAUCCGGAUUACAUGCCCAUGGACGACUGGAAGCCCUCAACUUGGAGUGAUGCCUUUGGCACAAGGGAAUGA
Molecule: messenger RNA, 2504 nt
Organism: Bursaphelenchus xylophilus (pine wood nematode)
Lineage: Eukaryota; Metazoa; Nematoda; Chromadorea; Rhabditida; Aphelenchoididae
Source: the annotation of a GenBank genome assembly